Molecule: messenger RNA, 1351 nt
Organism: Fomitopsis serialis
Lineage: Eukaryota; Fungi; Basidiomycota; Agaricomycetes; Polyporales; Fomitopsidaceae
Product: DUF1682-domain-containing protein
Exons: 5
Coding region: 172-1284 (370 amino acids)
Biological process (GO): endoplasmic reticulum calcium ion homeostasis
Cellular component (GO): endoplasmic reticulum
Molecular function (GO): calcium ion binding
Source: RefSeq, a predicted model, not a curated record
GCGGGCCACUUGCCAUAUCCGGCUUCCCCGCCGUCACGGCAUUCGCCCUGAUCAGGGCGCCUGUUCCCCCCUGAGCACAGGCGCCCAUACUGCUCGCCAGCGAGUCGUCGGCGCUUACGGGCUGCACCAGCCUCCAGGUCUCCUCGGUCAAAUUGGAACGACACAGGCAAGAUGGCCUCCGUCCUCCUAAAGUACCUCACCCCGCCCCCGGUCAACCUCUCUCCCGACUAUGAGGGUACCGAGUUCCGGUGGAAGUUCCUCACCAUCCGACCAGCAUUCUUUCAGAAUGAGCCGUACUUCAUUGCAGCCAUUCUUCUCUUCGCCGUGCUCUACUUCUGGGGAAAGCGGGCGAACGAAAGCAGGGUCAACAAGUGGUUCGAUGCACACUCGUCAUUACUCGAAGCUCAGUUCUCUAGUCCUGUAGCACAAAAAGGCCUUGUCCGCGACGGCAACUCCGACUGGUUCAACUUCUCCACCGGCCGUCGCGCGGUCAAGUCCCUGCACACGACCUUCACCCUCCGCCCGCGCCACGACCUCCUCCAGCUCGCCUACCAAUUCGGGCGCGGGCUCAUGGAGCUCGACUACAAAGCCGCCGACGCCGUCGAGCUCGACUUCGCCUUCAGCGCGCCCGCCUCCGCGAGCGCCGACGAGCUGAAGGGCAUCCGCGCGCGCCGCUGGGACCUCUCCUUCACCAAGACGACCGACCAGCCGUCCCUCCCGCCCUCGCUCACCGCCAUGUCCGAGUUCGCGGACGUCACCACGAACCUCCUCAGGCCCCUCGGCGCGCUCGACCUCCCCGCGGUGCUCUCGAGCCCGUCUACCCUGAAGUACUUCCGCUCGCUGUCCAUCACGGACCAGCCCCGCGCCCGGCCCAGCGCGCCCCUCCCCCAGAGCCAGCGCGGCAAGCAUCUCAUCCUCGAGCUCACUCUUCCCCCAUCGUCCGACGCGGCUGCCACGCUGCCGUUGAUCCAAGCCGCCUUCCAACUCGUCGACGCCAUCGCGGGCGAGGGCAAGGCAACAGGGAUGCGCGGAGGCCUCAGCGCGCAGCUCAGACCCGAGACGAAGAACAAGCUGAAGAAAGUGCGCGAGGACAUCGAGAAGCAGAUCAGGGAGGAGGCGAAGCGCGAGCAGAAGGAGGAGGAAGAGGAGAAGCGCGCCGCGGCGAAGCGGAAGGCGGAGGAGGAUCGUCUGAGCAGGUUAAGCGCGGCGGACCAGAAGAAAGAGUUGGACCGCGAGAAAAAGCGCGCGAUGCGCAAGACGCAGACCAGGAUGAAGGCGCGGUAGCCGCGCGUGAGCAUACCUGUCGGGAGGCAGUAUCUAUUGCCCGCUGUACUUCGAAUUGUUCUUGGGU